This is a messenger RNA of Mus musculus (house mouse), 8328 nucleotides long. RefSeq names its product potassium inwardly-rectifying channel, subfamily J, member 12 (gene Kcnj12). Bases 3937 to 5526 code for a protein of 529 amino acids. Gene Ontology annotation, molecular function: inward rectifier potassium channel activity. The record is from RefSeq and is a predicted model, not a curated record. The transcript has 2 exons. Gene Ontology annotation, cellular component: T-tubule; membrane; plasma membrane. Gene Ontology annotation, biological process: potassium ion transport; protein homotetramerization. NCBI's taxonomy places the organism in Eukaryota, Metazoa, Chordata, Mammalia, Rodentia, Muridae.
UCUCCACAGCUGCCUGGGGGUGGCAUUGGGGAAGCCUGGCAGGAGUGGCUUGAACGCAAGCCUAGCACCCCAAGCCUCUUCAUGACCCUGGAGACAUUGCCGUUUCUCUGAAAAGGGAAGGGUAGCCAUUCCCCAGCCUUGUGCUCCACCUUGAGGAUUCUGAAAGAUGAUGUGUAUGAGGUGCCUACCCGGGCCUGGUGUGCGCCAUGGCUCUCUCCAUCAUCAGGGGAGGUUUUCUUGUUCUGCCCUGUUCCAGUGGUGGUGUCCUGGUGUCCUGGUUUGAGCUGCCGUGCUGUGAAGGCAUCUAGGGUGAGAGUUAUGACUUCUGGGCCAUCUGAGGAGAGUAUCAGCAUCUACAGUAACUCUGCUCAGCUUACUGUAGGUCUAGGAGCAACUGGAGGCCCCAUCCCUCCCAGAUGGGAUCAAGCGCUAGCUGCAGCUGCUUGGUUAUUCAUGAAGACAGCAGCUGCAGCUCGGCCCUAGAGACAGCUCCAGGUGUGGUCGAGGUCCUGAUGCGUACUUGGACAGCUCACCAUCCAUGGAUGGAUGCUUGAUGGUGCCUCCUCUCACUCCUCGAUGGUGUCCCUACUUAGCCAGCUGUUGGUAUCCAUCCAGUAGCCCCAGAUACCCUGUCUGUCUGACAUGCAUCCUCUCACCCCCACCUCCCACGCUCACCUGAUUUCUACCCCUCACCCCGCAGACCCUCCCCACCUCACCCCACCCACACACCCAUCCGUCCAUUCAUCUGACCACCAGAACACCCAUCGAUCUCAUCAUCCGCUCUAAUUUGUUAGCUGCCCAGCCCUUUCAUUCAUUACUCACUUCCUUUAUCCAUUCAUCUGCUCAGCCAUCCAGCCACCCACCAAACCACCCAGUAUCUGGUCACUCCUCUCCAGACGCCCACACAUUUGUCAGCCCAGUUUAUCCCUCCAUCUGCUUGACCACCCACUUGUGCAUAUAUCUGUCUCCUCAUUCAUGGCUCUAUCCCUCCUCAUCCUUCCAGUCUGAGCUUUUGCUUUCGCCUUUGCCUUUGCAUCUUGAGCAAGAACAUUUCUCAGGUUCUCUGUGUCAGGGCCCACACUAGCCUCUCUGGCCUCGGAGGCUGAUGGGAGGUGGCGUUAGGUUGAGAGCAACUCUAGGAAUGUACAGGCAGCUUCUGGCCCUAAUGGGUAGAAACUGGGACAAGAGAAUCCAGGUCUUCAUAGAAUGGGUGGGAGAGGAGAGAGGCUGAGGCACACCUUGGGGAAGAGGUUCUGUAUUUUCUUCUUUGCUGGUGCGAGCAUCCCGGAGGGAAUGGAAAUUGGGGCUCACAGAGGCUUUGCGGAAGAGAGACACUAGAGGAGAGGGCAAGAGACAAGUUACCAGCACAGAAAGCUUCAUGGGAGUCAAGCUGAGGAAAUCCCAGAGGGGAGUGAGCAUGGAGGGCGAGGCAGAGAAGGAACAGAUAGAGGGGGGAUGGGAGGAUAUGCUAUUGAUAGGGUUGCUGCUCAGGGCAGGCAGGUGACUGGAGCUAGAACAAGCUGGGAACUAACUGGUUGGGGAUUCCCAGCUGAGGGUCCAGCCAAGGUGACACAUGGAACAUGUGCUUCCCAUGCCUGGAGUGGGGAGUGGAGCCAUUUACCCACUUACCCUCAGUGGUUUUGGGUCCCAGCCUGCCCCGUGCCUGGGCAGAGUGUGGUCUAACGACCAGAGAGCGUUUUAGGCAAAGAGACAUUGAUGUGGCUGCUAGAAUCAGGGCAAGGACUCUCGGAGUGGUGAGGGCUAGGGGAAGGGAGAGCAGCACUCACCCACCCACCCCCUUGCCUAUCUCCCUCAAGCCUAGCACAGGCCUUGAAACAGAAGUCCAGUGUGUGCACUGAUCUUGAAUGUUUACAGGGGAUCGGGGAAAAGGUUGUCUGAAGAUUUGACCAGGAAAUCUGGCUUGGAAAAAGGGCCAGGGAAUCACCUUCUCAGAUCUAAAGAAGGAAAUGUCAGCUGACCCGAUUACUUCUCAUUCCCUGAACACCCAUACUGAGCUCUUACCAACCAGAUGAACCUCCUUACUGGUCUUUGUGGCCCUAGCUCGGGCCAGGCCAUCUCUGUAAGUGACCCUUUCUGUUGCCUGCUACCACAGGUUUACCUUCUGGGCAGGACCUGGUACAAGCGAGAACAUUGUGUCUCCUCCUGCCUGCCUGGUUUCUCAUUUCCCUUGUGAUGAAGGCAGCAGGGAGCCUCUCGUGCUAAGACAGAUAGGUAGGGACUACAUUAGCUGCUCCGGGUACAGUGGGCAAAAGCUCUGUGGUUGAUUAUUGAAAAUGGCCACAGGCACCCAUGGAAGGAAAAGGCCCCAGCCAAUCCCAUGUUUGCCUUCUCUCUACAUGCGACCUCCAAGGAGUCUUUUGAUGUGGGAGCUUGAUUAGACAUACCCUGUCCCUUAAAAUUCUGCUGUUGUCUGCCAACUUGGGGGCAGUUUGUAUUGUAUGUUUUAUUACCAAAUGGGAUUGUGGGGUCUGGAGAACUGGUAUGGGAAUUUGGUGUCACCGAGUCUGCCCUCAGGGCCUGAGGUAAUUGAUGUUGUUUUCAUCUAGGCUCUCCAGAACAGAAACUCCACUCCCUAGCCCUGUGUGGCCCUUGACAAGUGACUCAAUCCCCUGAGCUUCAGUUUCCUCCCUGGAAAAGGGGGUUAACCGUCAUGGUCAUUACGGGGAUUAAAUCAGUGAGCAUGGGAGACUUUCAGACGAGCACCUGUCAGGUAGCAGCAGAUAGGGUAGAUAGAUUUUGACCCUUUCCUCACUCUGGAGGAGCCUAAGGGAGAUGGUUCACCUGGUGUUCCUCUUCUAGGGCCCACAUCUUCACAGUCAGCAUCUUGCUGACAUUUAGAAAUAUGGGCCCAAGCCUUGUCCCAGUUCCUCCCGGAUAUUAGCGAAACCUGAGGUGCCCAGAGUCUUGGAGACUGGCAUGGGAUGUCCUGCUCCAUCCGGAGGUACCUCCCAGUGACUCCCAGGCUCCACCCUAGGUUAGGUGGCAGCUCUUUUUGCUCAAAGCUCCCGUCCUGGCCCCAGCCAGUGCUCCAGGCUUACUGGAUGCUGAGGGGCUGUGCCUGCAGAUGCCAGGACAAGAAGCUGAUCUGUCUGUAGGUCCAGGACAGGUCAUUUCUUCCUGUGGAGUCUGUGCCCACUGUGCCUGGAUUUGUUUUGAGUGCCAUCCAGUUGCGACUCUCCUUGUCUAGUUCAGGUACUGUACUCCACGGAGUUACCUGUUCCCUCCUGGCAAUGCCCAGAGCUCCCACGGGCCAGCCUGGGCCUUGCUAACAUGGUUCUUGCUGUUGGCUUAAGCAUUGCUUUCUCCUUUAGCCUCAGCUUCCCCACCUAUGAAAAAGGGGUGCUGGACUCUUUUCUUACUUAGACCUCUUCAAAUGAAACAAAUCCUCAUUCCUUUUCUUCCCAAGUCUCUGCACAAACCAUUGAUCAACAGCUUGCCAGCCUGCCAGCCCCUGGCUGAGACUCUGCCUCUGGUUCUUGGAGAUCUUUUAGCACCUUCUUGCACAAGCCUUUGUGUGUGGGUCUCCUUCUGACACUAGGCCUGAUUGUGAUGCUAGUUUCUGCUUCUGGGUCUUCCUUUCGGGUCUGUCUUCAUCACACCCCAAGUGAGGGGCUUCCACGCCCUAGGGCUCUGUCUGCUUCUGUAUCUCAUGCAUAUUCUCUUGGCUCAAGGUGUGGAUCGGGUGUAAACUUCGAGUUGAUUUUCUCUGGUGUGGGUGGAAUAUCAACAGAAGUGGGCGUUCUCGGAUCUGUGACAAUGCCUAGGUGGUUCUAGGAAUGGCUGCAGCACACGGGUUAGCCAGAAGCAAGGCUGCUUUCCUGGAGCAGGGUUCUAGACUGGGAUCCCCAGUCUUUGAUUCUUGUGAUUCUGUUCCCUGCAGGCCAGCUGCUGCUCAUAGCUCGAGCCAGAGCCACCAUGACCCGCUGGACGUCCCUCAAGGCCUCUAGGCCACACAAGCCUGGCUCCUGGGAUCUGGCAGCUUCCCCCCGGCGUCUGAGUACCCCAACCUUGGCCACCUUCCCCUGGAAGGCUCAGGAACCCGGGGCUGAGAUGUCUUCUCAGAAUGCUCCCCGGGUUCCCCAGCCCCGUCAACCCUCUGCCUCCUGGCCUAGACAGAAACAGCAUCCACCAUUACAGCCCCAAGCCUCAGCUAAACAAGCCCAUGAAGUGCCCCCGCCUGGAGUCAGCCUGGGGGCAGGCCAGGGUCCACCAGACCCCGGGAUGACCGCAGCCAGUCGGGCCAACCCCUACAGCAUCGUAUCAUCAGAGGAGGACGGGCUGCACCUGGUUACCAUGUCAGGCGCCAACGGUUUUGGCAAUGGCAAGGUGCAUACACGGCGCCGGUGCCGCAACCGCUUCGUCAAGAAGAACGGUCAGUGCAACAUUGAAUUCGCCAACAUGGACGAGAAGUCACAACGCUACCUGGCUGACAUGUUUACCACGUGUGUGGACAUCCGCUGGCGCUACAUGCUGCUCAUCUUCUCUCUGGCCUUUCUUGCCUCCUGGUUGUUGUUUGGCAUCAUCUUCUGGGUCAUUGCUGUCGCCCACGGGGACCUGGAGCCAGCCGAGGGCCGUGGCCGUACACCCUGUGUGCUGCAGGUCCACGGCUUCAUGGCAGCCUUUCUCUUCUCCAUUGAGACACAGACCACCAUUGGCUACGGGCUACGCUGUGUGACUGAAGAGUGCCCGGUGGCUGUCUUCAUGGUGGUGGCGCAGUCCAUUGUGGGCUGCAUCAUUGACUCCUUCAUGAUUGGUGCCAUCAUGGCCAAGAUGGCACGGCCCAAGAAGCGCGCACAGACUCUGCUUUUCAGCCAUAAUGCCGUGGUGGCUCUGCGUGACGGCAAGCUCUGCCUCAUGUGGCGCGUGGGCAACCUGCGUAAGAGUCACAUCGUGGAGGCCCAUGUGCGGGCCCAGCUCAUCAAGCCCAGGGUCACAGAGGAGGGUGAGUACAUCCCACUGGACCAGAUUGACAUCGAUGUCGGCUUUGACAAGGGCCUAGACCGUAUCUUCCUGGUAUCACCCAUCACCAUCUUGCACGAGAUUGAUGAGGCCAGCCCACUGUUUGGCAUUAGCCGUCAGGACCUUGAGACAGACGACUUUGAGAUUGUGGUCAUCCUGGAGGGCAUGGUAGAGGCCACAGCCAUGACCACACAGGCUCGCAGUUCCUACCUGGCUAACGAGAUCCUGUGGGGCCACCGCUUUGAGCCAGUGCUCUUCGAAGAGAAGAACCAGUACAAGAUUGACUAUUCACACUUCCACAAGACCUACGAGGUGCCAUCUACACCCCGCUGCAGCGCCAAGGACCUGGUGGAGAACAAGUUCCUCCUGCCCAGCGCCAACUCUUUCUGCUAUGAGAACGAGCUGGCCUUCCUGAGCAGAGAUGAGGAGGACGAGGUGGCUACCGACCGGGAUGGCCGCAGCCCUCAGCCCGAGCAUGACUUUGACAGACUGCAGGCCAGCAGCGCUGCCCUUGAACGGCCCUACAGACGGGAGUCGGAGAUUUGAAUGCCCUUGGCUUAGAUGCAGCACCACCCUGACCACAAUAGGUCCCAUGUCCCUUGGGGGCCUGCGUUUGAGCAGAGCAGGCCGAAAGCCUCGGGUCACAGACUCAGUAGCAUCUUAGUCUUUUUCAUGUUUUUUCGCAGUAGCUUGGGAAAGUUGGCGGGAGCGUGGAUGGCCAAAAUGACUGGCUCACGGCCUCGGAGGCUGAUGUAUACCCAUGGGCAAGGAGGUGACUUCUUGGGGUAGGGUUGCUCAGGAGUUAGGGACUCUGCUGGAGGCCUUAGGUGCAGGUCCCAGCCCCGGUGGGAGGAGGCUGUGUAUGUACACUUCAUUGGUUUUUAACUUGGGCAAGACUGUUUACAAACAAAAACAAACAAACAAACAAUCAAAAAAAAAACCCACCCCACAAAACACAAGAAAACAUUAACAGGUGGUUCAAUUUUUAAAAUUCCUGGUGUGGGGACAGUUGGAAUUCUACUCAGCGCUGCCAGGCAAGCAGCUGGACGGAGAACCCUGAGGGUUCUCAGAGGUCUGUUUUCUCCCUCACGUGGGCCAGGGCCUUAAGCGAGUUGUCAUGCUUAAGGAUGAAUCAGGCUGCUUGUGACCAUGUUAACGAUUCUAAUAAAGUGUCUGGAUGUCUCUUGGGGGUGGGGCCCACUAGGGUGAAUCUGGCUUGCUCUUCUGUUUGAUGUUGUUGUACCUCAGCUGCCUCAGGGCUGGGUUUAGACACCCCUUCCCCCACCCCCACUCCGUACUCCCUGUUGUGCUUCCCUUCCUAUUUAGUCCCAGGUCUCCACCCCUUGCAGCGAGGGGGCAUAGGAAACACCAGAGUGGGUGCUUCUUAGAAAAGGACACUCAGGAAAUUAGUAUGGGGUCUGGGUCCCACAUCCCCAGGAAGUGGGUCAGCCCCACGUCCCCCGCUGGACUCACAGCUUGAGUUGUGCCUUAGAGACUCUGGUUGUCUGGCUUCCGUCAUUUCUGGUUUUCUCAGACUUGUUUAAUCUUUCCCUACUGCCCUAAGUCCACUCAUGAAGCUCCCCAGGCCCUUCUGAGAUUGCAGAGGCUGCUUGCUCAUAGCCAUGACCCUGCCUGCUUUUGUCCCACACUGCUGGGGCAGGAUGAUGAAGCCCUGCUGGUCCCAGCCAGUCAUCUCCUGCUGGAAGGCAGAGUCUAGGGGAGAAGAGAAACACCCCCACCCCCACCCCUAUCCCGCACCAGCCCCCUGCCACCAUAGAGAUAGACCAGAGAAAUGUCAUAAAACAAAGAAUUCCUGUUUAGCCUUCAAGGACCUAUGGUGGAACUUUUCCUUCCUGAGGCCCAAGCCGUGGAGUCUUCCUGUCGUGCCCCGUCAGGGAGACCUGAGAUAGGCUGGCUCCCAGGCACCUUGCUUCAGAUUCCAUGCUAAUUUCUAAUCUAGGAGAUUCCCCUAGGACCCGCUGCAGAGGCAUGGGCUCCUCUGUGGUCCUGGCCAGACCUCUGCCCCCAAAUCUCACUGACUGUUCUAGCCUUGGCCUUGGGGCCUAAGGGUGCAUUCAGCCUGGGUGUGCUUACCUGCCACUCACCUCUCUAUCUAGUUGUCGAGUCUAGGGAAGGGCAGAGGGUGGGUCCUGGCCACUGGGUGCCACUGUGGGAGCCGGGGCACCUGUCAUUCUUUCUGAGUAGGUGGGCCUGUAUCCAGAGCAGGGUCUAGGGGCUCCUGCUCCCGGCUCAUCUCAGUGGCCUGAAGCAUUCAAAACUCUAGCCAGCCCCAUCCUCCUCCCUGCCAGAAUGGUCCAGUCCCUGGGCCCUGCUGGAGAGCAGCUCAAACUGCCUUUCAUCUCUGCCAAAGGCAGGCAGAUGCUGUAUUUUCAAAUUCUCCUGCCCUCUUUUCCCCUUUUUCCCUGUAUUUAUUUAUUGCUUGUGCUAAAGACCAAACUAGCCGCCCCCUUUAGUGCACCCAAUGGAGGAAGCCACUGAGGGGGGAGCCGUGUGCCUGUGCCAGGCAGGAAAGCUUGGCCCCUGGGAAGUGUGUGAGAAGGAAAACCAGGGUGUGUGUGCACGCAUGUGCAGACGUGCUCACACGAUCGUCUCCCUGUGUGGGAAACUUGGUAUGCAGGUAUAUGGUAUACACAGGUGUUUAUAUACAGGUAGUCUAUGUCUGACCACAGGUAUGUGUGUGCUUGUUUUUUUUUUUUUUUUUUAAAUUUGGGUAAGGUGGGUUUCAUGCUCACCAACCUGAACUGGUCAGGCUGGAUGCUGGCCACAGACAUGAUCAGUCCGACUUGAGUCCCUGCCCUGCCCUGGUUAUGCAGGCUGUACGACGCAGUGUGCAUCAGUCUGAGGAGUCUGGUGGUAAGUAAGCCUCUGCAGCAGACCCUGUCGGAGGCCAUGGGGGCGUGUGUGUGUGUGUGUGUGUGUGUGUGUGUGUGUGUGUGUGUGUGUGUGUGUGAACAUGUGUGAGGGUGUGGAGGUCCCAGGGUGUGUGUAUGUGAAUGUCAGUGGCUUGGGUGCUGUGUGGAGAGAGAGAGAGAGAGAGAGAGAGAGAGAGAGAGAGAGAGAGAGAGAGAGCUGCACAGGAUGAAGCAGCUGCCCUGAGCCCAUCUGGUGCUGUGCACCUGGUCCUUGUCCAGCCGAGGGCCUGGGGGCAGAAGAACACACCAUAGGGAGGCCCUUGUAUGGGUGUCUGCCCUAUGUGAGGUCAUAGAAUGUUAAAUCUAUUUUAAACGGUGAAACUGGAGAAUUUUCAUGUUAUUUUCAAUAAUAGUGGUAUCUAAAGAUGUAGGCAACAAGACUAGACCACAUUAAAUGCAUUUUGAUCUCUUUGAA